This is a messenger RNA of Penicillium verrucosum, 777 nucleotides long. RefSeq lists its product as uncharacterized. The transcript is spliced from 3 exons. The coding region runs from base 1 to 777 and encodes 258 amino acids. Lineage: Eukaryota; Fungi; Ascomycota; Eurotiomycetes; Eurotiales; Aspergillaceae. The record is from RefSeq and is a predicted model, not a curated record.
AUGGUCCCCCGUUCCCUUCUCCACCUCUCCAUAUUUGCGUCCCUGGUCGCAGCAGCCAAGCAGUGCUAUUUUCCUAGCGGGGAUGUUGCCCUCGACGACGUCCCCUGUUUUUCAGGUGACGCAGACUCACCAUGCUGCUCCAAAGAUUCGAUUUGUCUCAGCAAUGGGGUUUGUUAUGGGCUCUCACAACCAUAUGCGCUGAGUCGAGGCAGCUGCACCAAUAAAAACUGGCCAGACGGCGGAUGCGACGAUAAGUGUUCUGAAGCAACCGAUAUGCGCAAUAAAGGGUGUGCGCUGCCGUUGCAUCACAUUAUGGACAAGAAGUCUUACUAUUGCGCCAACUCUGUUGUAGUCAAUUCGUCAGGCGACCUCGCUUGUUACGCUGGCUCCCCCUUCACAAUUAAUUCCGGGGAGUUGAUUUCGGGUAAGGCUGCGCUCGCCAAUUACACUUCUGGUGAUACUAGCUCAAACACCACGGCGGAUUCGAGCACAACUGCAUGGGGCAAUGGUAAUAGGGAAGGGGGAAAUAACAAUGCUGUCGCGAUCGGGGCUGGGGUGGGAAUACCUCUAGGAGUCCUGCUUCUCACUGCGCUCGGUUGGGCAUUAUUCGAACGGAGAAAACGACUCUCUGUUCAGGCUUCGGUGGCGGGACUCCAAUCCCAGGCUGCUGCGACAACGGCAUACUUGGAUAGACCGGGACAGAAACCGGCUUAUUCUCCUCCUACUGAGCUCUCUGCCUACAACCCGCCCCAAGAGUUGGAGACUACCUUACGUUGA